AUGUUCACAGAAGCAAUAACUGUAAACGGGCCGGAACAAUUGGGAAAUAUUCAAGUACCUAAAAGAGCCAGCUAUAUACGAGUAAUUAUGUUGGAGUUAAGUCGUAUAGCUUCUCAUCUACUAUGGUUGGGACCUUUUAUGGCAGAUAUUGGUGCACAAACCCCUUUUUUCUAUAUUUUUAGAGAAAGAGAAUUAAUAUAUGAUCUAUUCGAAGCUGCGACAGAACGGGUUGAAGGAGUAGGUUUUGUUGGUAGAGAGGAAGUUAUAAAUUGGGGGUUAUCAGGACCGAUGCUUCGGGCUUCCGGAAUACAAUGGGAUCUACGUGAAGUUGAUAAUUAUGAGUGUUACGAGGAAUUGGAUUGGGAAGUUCAAUGGCAAAAAGAAGGAGAUUCAUUAGCUCGUUAUUUAGUUCGAAUUGGUGAAAUGGUGGAAUCCAUAAAAAUAAUUCAACAGGCUUUGGAAGGAAUUCCAGGGGGGCCUUAUGAAAAUUUUGAAAUCCGCUGCUUUGAUAGAGAAAAGGAGCCAGAAUGGAAUGAUUUUGAAUAUCGAUUCAUUGGUAAAAAAUCGUCUCCUACUUUUGAAUUGCCGAAACAAGAACUUUAUGUAGCAUAG
Messenger RNA from Vicia faba (fava bean), 612 nucleotides. NCBI's taxonomy places the organism in Eukaryota, Viridiplantae, Streptophyta, Magnoliopsida, Fabales, Fabaceae. The record is from the annotation of a GenBank genome assembly.